Caenorhabditis angaria is the source of this 876-nucleotide messenger RNA. Lineage: Eukaryota; Metazoa; Nematoda; Chromadorea; Rhabditida; Rhabditidae. The record is from the annotation of a GenBank genome assembly.
AUGAUGCUAAUAUUAUCCUUAUUUUUAUAUUUCACUACUGUAUUAUGCGAACCAAUGGUUUAUAUGUUUCCAACAAAUCCAGAACUUCAUCCAAGUUCAAUUUAUCCAAACCAGCAAUUUUCCCGGUACUUUUUCAGAUUUUUUUAAAUUUAUUUUGUAACAAAUUAUGAUAUUGAUUUUUUCAGUGGAAAAGUUCGUGAUUUGCCAGAUUCUGGAGUGAUUUAUUUGAAUAGAAUAAAACCAAUUGGCCAAGAAUUAUCGAUUCCAAUUCCUGAUUCUCUUCCAAUAAAAACCGAUAAAUCAUCUGAAAUUGUCAAAAAAUCAACAUUCCCUUCAUCUUUCGAAAAAUAUUCAUCAGUUGAAGAAAGAUCGCCAAUGAGAAAUAAGGUUACAAAUAUAAAAUUUAAAAAAAGACUACGGUAAUUUUUUCAGAUUUCAUCAUGGAAAGCCACCGAAAAAGCUACAGAUUAUGUUGCAAAUAUUCGUGAUUCAAAAAUUGAUGAAGCGAAAAAAUCAGUUCAAAAAACCAAAAUUCCAGAAGAAAUCGAAUUAGAUAAUUUGCUCGAUGAUUUAUUGAAAAAUGGAGGAAAAACCAAGAAAAUAUCUGGUCUUCAAAAAAUUGGAAAAAGUUCAAAAAGACACGUUGGAAAUUAUAAACCGAAAUUAAUUGCAUUUGAUGGAACUGCACGAGUUACUUCAACUUCAAGCUUGUCUAAACCAGCAAAUCCAGUUACAGUAAGAUUGAUGCAAAGAAAAGUAUAUUCUCCAAAGUAAGUUUGACUAUUAAAAUAUUUUAUUUAAAGAAAAAACAAAUUAUAUUUCAGAAACUCUAAUAAUGAUGCUGAUUUUGAUCCGUGGGAGAGAAUUCAACAAUAG